This is a messenger RNA of Brachypodium distachyon (stiff brome), 1157 nucleotides long. RefSeq names its product methylesterase 17. The coding region runs from base 27 to 926 and encodes 299 amino acids. The record is from RefSeq and is a predicted model, not a curated record. Gene Ontology annotation, molecular function: methyl indole-3-acetate esterase activity; methyl salicylate esterase activity; methyl jasmonate esterase activity. Lineage: Eukaryota; Viridiplantae; Streptophyta; Magnoliopsida; Poales; Poaceae. Gene Ontology annotation, biological process: salicylic acid metabolic process; jasmonic acid metabolic process. The transcript is spliced from 4 exons.
AUAUAACAUCACACUCUUGUAUAUAUAUGCUCCAUCCAGUACUAGCUAGCUAUCUGCAUAAAUAUACACAAACGAAAGAAAAGGUCAUCAGGAGAACUGGACAUAUGGACGGUGUUACCAAGAGCAUCAUCGUCAGCAGAAACAACAACGAGAAGAAGCUGGAGCAGGAACACUUCGUGCUGGUGCACGGCGCCGGCCAUGGCGCCUGGUGCUGGUACAGGCUGCUGGCGCUGCUCCGGCGUUCCGGCUACCGCGUCUCCUGCGUCGACCUCGCCGCCACCACCAGAAGCAGCGGGGUCGUCGCGUCGUUCGAGGAGUACACCGCGCCGCUCGUCGACCUCAUGGAGGCCCUGCCGGACGGCGAGAAGGUCAUUUUGGUUGGGCACAGCGCUGGAGGGCUAAGUUUGACCCAUGCAAUGCACCUGUUCAGCGACAGGAUUAAGCAGGCAAUCUUCAUAGCAGCAACCAUGCUUCCGUUUGGCUUCCAAACGGAACAAGACAUCAAAGAUGGUGUACCUGAUUUAUCCAAGCUCGGGGACGUGUAUGAGCUCACAUUUGGGCUGGGAGACGAUCAUCCGCCGACGGGCGUGGCGCUGCGGGAGGAGUUCCAGCGCAGGAUCUUGUACCAGCAGAGCCCCCUAGAGGACUGUGCGCUUGCCUCGAUCCUGCUUCGUCCAUGGCCAACAGCACUGAGUGGAGCCAGGUUCGGAGGCGGCGGCAUCAAUGGCAAAGGUGAAGGGAGCGCGAUCGACGACGUGCGGCGUGUGUACAUAACGACGGCGGAGGACCACAUGAUAAAGCCGGAGCAGCAGGAGUCCAUGAUCCGCCGGUGGCUGCCGAGUGAGGUGCUGGCCAUGGACACCGACCACAGCCCCUUCUUCUCGGCGCCGGAGCAACUCCUUCAGCUCAUCCUCAAGUCGAUAUGACCCUUGAGAGUUGUCCAUGCUUCUGGUCUUGAAUCUGUGGAUCGAUGUCGACCAGCUUGCAGUUCUUCAGACAAUGUUACAUGCCAAUUAAGUUGAAAGUUACCAACAGAUACAUUAUUUAUCCAUAAAAUAAUCAGAAGGUUCAAAUGUACUCCGUUUACCCCGGUCAAAAAAAAUGUACUCUGUUUAUAUUAUCUGUAAAUUGCACUGCUGGUCACCGAGCUUGUCCAA